UGAAUAGGUUGCAUUGGACGAGAACUUAAGUUUACUUAAGUUUACUAGUGCUUGUUGAUGCAUUAUUGGUUUAGCACAAGAAUAAGAUUAUAGAAAUCAGUAUUAUGACUAGCAAUUUUAUCAUGUGAUGAGUAUUUGUUGAACCGUAGGACAUAACAAUGUACAUAGCGAGUUAUAAACCUAGCUCUUAUCGUUUUCAAUGUCGAUACAUUCUUUAUUAAAUAUUAAGUUAAAAACGGAUGCUGAUUAUUUAUUAGGUAUAACAUUUAAGAUUAAUUAUAUUUCUGUACAUAAUCAGUCAUAUGGGAUCAUUUGUUACUUAUGAUCAAACAAAAUAAUUAAUGAAAUAGUAGUAAUAGUCAGUAGUAUACUAUGAGAAUCAUCAACUUAUCAUUUUUUUUAAAAAAAACACAGUAAAUCCCAGACUCAUCUGAUUGGUCAAAAUUUAAAAAAAAUAUUCAAUUGGAUUCAUUUGAUUGGUUAAAUUAUUCUUUUCUAAAGACAUGUAUUCUAAACCAAUGAAAUUUAAACAUAGACACAAUUCAAUAUACAAUAAUUAUGAUAACAUUUAAAAUAUUAUCCAUUUAAUUCAUUUAAAGAAUUACAAAAAUCAUUUAAAUAAAUCAUUAAAACAAAACAAAAAGGAGAAAAAAAGAAUAAAAGAAAAAGAAAAAAAGAAGAAAAAACAAUAAUAAUCAUCAUGGAACGAACUUCAAAAUUAAUGCAUAAUUUACGUUUUAGACAAAAACAGUUUCAUUCACAAAUGGCCAAAUUAAAAAUUAUCUCAAUGAUAUUGAAUUCAAUAUUAAUCAUCAUUGGUAUCAUUAUAUUUAGUUCUGUAUUAUUAGUGAUUAGUUAUCCAAUAUGGUUAAAAAUGUUUAUAUCAUUACAAAGAAUUACAAUUAGUUAUGCAAUAUUAAUAUGGAUUGUAUUUUUCUGUAUUACAUCAAUAAUAUUAGGAAUUAUUGGAAUAUUUUCUAUACAACGUAAAGCAACACUAAUAUUAGGCAUACAAAUAUUUGCCCUGGUAUUUUUAGCAGUGUUAGAAAGUGGUAUUCUUUAUACUAUACUAUCACAAUGGUUAAGACAUUUAGAAGUUGGUGUAACAUUUGCUGUUCAAAUGUUUCAACCUGGCUUAGAAGAUAAAACAGUAAUGGCAAAUAUACAAGAAGCUCUUCAUUGUUGUGGUAGAGGAUCUUAUGACGAUUAUGGUGUGGCUAAUGAAGCAAUACCUAAACAACAUGUACCAUAUUCAUGUUGUGAUUUACAAACUUAUACAAAUGAACAUUGUAAUAAUGCAUCAAAAUUAACCAAAAAUAAACUUACUUCAUUAACAAUACAAUCACCUGAAAUGAAUAAUCUAUUCUAUGUUAUUCCAUAUUAUUUAGCUUAUCCUGAAGGUUGUGUAAAUCGUUUAAAAAAUUUAUUUUUACCAAUAGUUAUUGGAUGUUUUUGUCUUUUAAUAUCUGUGAAUAUUAUUGUAACAUUUAUCAAUUGUUUCUAUGUACAAAAAGCUGCUGAUGAAGAAGAAUAUGAACAAAAUUGGCUUGAUUCACAAAAUUUUUUAAAAGAAACUAAAGAAGCAUUUUGUUUAAAACCACAAAAACAAGUAGAAAUUUCAUGUGAUGCUUCAAUUUCAAAUGUAGAUGAUCUAAGUGUAUUUCAAGGACAAUUAUCCCGUCGACGAACUAGUUCUAUACCAAGUGAUACGGAUUAAAUCAAUAACGUAUUGAUUUCAUUCUGUUUUUUUCUUUUUGUUAUUUUAUCUGUAUAUUCCACAAAGUGUUUGUUUUUUUUGUUUUGUUUUCAUUUUUCAUGAAGUCAACUAUUUCCAAAUAGUUACUUCUUUAAAAAAAGAAAAGAUCAACAGUUUUUUUGUGUGUGUCUGUGAUGAGAUGAUGAAAUAAUAAUUCUGUUAGAAUAACUGUCAUGAUUCUUCUGUUUGUCUCUAACAAUUAACCUUCUUUGUAUUUAUGAUUGUUCUUUGUAUGAUAACACAAUGAUAUCUAUUCAUUUGAUCAUCUAACUAUAUAUAUAUUAUGGAUUGAAAAAAUAAAGAACCCAUACCUCAUCGAACUAUAAACGUUCAUUUAAGUUAAUUUCCAAGUGUAUGAUAUUCUAUAUUUAUAGCUUUUCUGAUAUCGUUACUUAGCGUUUUUUUAGCGAGUUAGU
This is a messenger RNA of Schistosoma bovis, 2172 nucleotides long. The record is from the annotation of a GenBank genome assembly. NCBI's taxonomy places the organism in Eukaryota, Metazoa, Platyhelminthes, Trematoda, Strigeidida, Schistosomatidae.